Molecule: messenger RNA, 948 nt
Organism: Pseudomassariella vexata
Lineage: Eukaryota; Fungi; Ascomycota; Sordariomycetes; Amphisphaeriales; Pseudomassariaceae
Product: mPR-typeG-protein-coupled receptor
Exons: 3
Coding region: 1-948 (315 amino acids)
Cellular component (GO): membrane
Molecular function (GO): signaling receptor activity
Source: RefSeq, a predicted model, not a curated record
AUGCCCUAUGAGACUGAGACGAGAAGCCCCGACUCCGGGGAUAAAGAAGAGAGACAUUUCGAGCCAUUUUCUGCAACCAGAACUAUCCACUCAAACCAUCAUUUCUGUCUGCUUUCUUUUAACGAGUUACCAGAAUGGUACAGAGACAAUCAAUUCAUUAGACACGGCUAUCGACCAGUCUCCGAGUCAGCCAAGACUUGCUUGCGAAGCUGGUUCUACGUACAUAAUGAAUUAGUCAACAUCCAUUCUCACCUGUUGCCUUCGGUAGCUUUCCUUCUUGGAGAGUCUUACAUACUCGAGCCUCUCCACCGCAGGUAUUCCAGAGUCACUGCCGGAGACUACUUCGUCCUUGCCUUCUUUCUCUUGACCGCAACUGCGUGUUUCGGGCUUUCUGCUGCGUAUCAUACCCUUAUCAGUCACUCUGAGAAAGUCGAGUCGAUAUGGCUGCGGUUAGACUUUUCUGGAAUCAUUCUCCUGAUUCUGGGUUCUUUCGUCUCCGGUAUAUAUGUAGGUUUCUGGUGUGAAAACUUACAACGAAACAUUUAUUGGGGAAUGAUCGGCGGACUCGGUGCUCUCUCGCUGUUCGUUAUGCUGCACCCAAAGUUCCAAGGCAGCCGCUGGCGCACUUUUCGCCUCCUGACUCUCGUGUGUACUGGCUUAUCCGGGUUUGCACCUAUCGCCCAUGGUAUCUAUAUGUUUGGCUUUCCGCAGAUGCUGCUACAGUCUGGGUUACUGUAUUAUCUUAUCGAAGGAGGCCUGUUUUUGCUAGGCGCGGUUGUAUAUGCCACAAGAUUUCCUGAACGUUUGAAACCGGGCAAAUUCGACUUAUACGGGUCGUCUCACCAGAUCUUCCACGUCCUGGUAGUACUCGCUACAGUCACCCACCUGGUUGGCGUACUGUCUGCCUUCGACUAUAAUUACAUCAACCGGCAAUGUCCCUCACACUGA